Fusarium venenatum is the source of this 1191-nucleotide messenger RNA. Its product is annotated as chaperonin 10-like protein. The record is from RefSeq and is a predicted model, not a curated record. NCBI's taxonomy places the organism in Eukaryota, Fungi, Ascomycota, Sordariomycetes, Hypocreales, Nectriaceae. Gene Ontology annotation, biological process: D-sorbitol catabolic process. Gene Ontology annotation, molecular function: zinc ion binding; L-iditol 2-dehydrogenase (NAD+) activity.
AUGUGUUCCCUUGCUGCCUCUCAACCGCUAACAAACAGCACAAAUCACACAAACCAUGAACGCAAAACUAGCACUUCUCUUGAUCAUGCUCAAACCAUCCAGGCCCCUCUACCGAACCCCUCUCUGCAGGUAACAGCUGACCACAAUUUGAAAAGAGUUGAUGCACCAGUAUAUGCACCUCGGGCCGGCGAGGUUCUUCUUCACAUCAAGGCUACUGGUAUCUGCGGUUCAGAUGUCCAUUUCUGGAAGACAGGGUGUAUUGGAUCUCUCGUUUUCGAGGGCGAUUGUAUUAUUGGGCAUGAGGCGGCUGGUGUGGUGAUUCGGGUUGGUGAGGGUGUUGACGACUUUAAGCCUGGCGAUCGAGUGGCUGUCGAGCCAGGCGUCCCUUGUGGACAUUGCUUCCUCUGCAAGGAUGGUCGAUAUAACCUCUGCGAAGACGUCCAGUUCUCAGGUGUCUACCCUUAUGCCGGAACUCUACAGCGAUACAAAGUCCACCCUGCCAAGUGGCUUCACAGGCUUCCUGACAGCGUAUCCUUUGCCGAAGGCGCUCUUCUAGAGCCUUUGAGCGUUGUCCUACACGGCAUCAACUCAGCCCCCAUUACCCUCGGAACACCCGUCGUUAUCUGCGGUGCCGGUCCCAUCGGUCUUCUCGCUCUUGCUUCUGCACGAGCCUCCGGUGCUCAUCCACUUGUCAUCACUGACGUGGAGCCCAAGCGAUUGGCGUUUGCUAAAGAGCUGGUUCCUACAGUGAAAACCUACCAAGUCGACACUACUAAGACUAACGAGGAAAAUGGUCAAAAUGUGAGGAAGUUAUUUGGCGAGACGGAGUAUGUUCAGCCUAGAGUUGUUUUUGAAUGCACGGGUAUUGAGAGCAGUGUCUGUUCGGCUGCUUUCAUGGUGCGUCGCGGUGGUGUUCUCAUGGUUGUCGGUGUGGGCAGAUCCAUUAUGAACAACCUACCUUUCAUGCACUUGUCACUUGCUGAGAUUCAACUUCGAUUCAUCAACCGAUACAAAGACACAUGGCCUGCGGGUAUAGCGUGCAUUGAAGGAGGUUUUGUCAAUGUGAAGAAGCUGGUAACGCAUAUAUUUCCAUUAGAGGAAGCACUUGAAGGCUUGACUUUAUCGUCAGACCCUAAGAAUGGCUGCAUCAAGGUACAGAUUGUUGAUGAUAUAGAGACUACAUUCUUCUAG